AUGCGCGGCAGUUGAAGUUUCAAAUUGAAAUUGAAAAUCAAAAAAUUUAUUCAUCAAAAAAGGAAGCAAAUUUUGGAAGAAUAUCGCCAUGAAUCAACAACGUAGACAAUUCAAAGGUUUGAUUGAACGGAAAAAAUAUUACAUUCAAGAAUUUUUUCAGAAAUUGGCCGAAAGCGAUCCUGAAAAUCUUCAUUUUAGUAAAAAAGAAUUUAUUGAAAUACAUGGAUUCUUGAGAAAGGAGGCCAUGUGUACUCCCUGGCUGUACAAAUUGAUUGAGACAAUCGUUGAAGAUGGAAUUUUUAUUGAUGAUUCUACAUUGGAAAUUAACAAAAUAGAUUCAAUCGAAUCGACGGAAUGUACUGACAAUCGAAUCGCUCAACUACAACAAUCACUGGAUGAACAACACGAAUACAAAAGAUUAAUUGAAUUUAACCGUAAUCUUCUCAAAAAACGUGGAAAUCAAGAAUUCAAUCAUAGAAACACAACUGAAAAUAAUUUGGAUAUUAUUGAAUCUUGUCAAAAAAUGAAACAAUCCAUUAAUGAAACAUAUGAAAGUGGUGUAGGCAGCCAACUUGAUAAUAAUAAAUUGGAUAAUUUCAUCAAAGAAUCAUUGUUCCGGCUAAAAGAUGUCAUCGACCAUUACAAUCAAUCAAUAUCUUUAAUCUCUGAGCGUUUCAAGAAUGAUGUUCGAAAUGAAAUCGAUUCUAUUCUUUUAAAAUAUUUGAAAAUGAAAUCAUUGAAUGAAUGUGAUAACGACUUAUCGGACUUGAAUGAUUUUGUUGAAGCAAAUUUAAUGCCAUUCAAAAGUCGUUUAAGUAAAUUGAUCGAACAAUUGAUUGAAUUUAAAAAUUUGCUUGAAAAAUAUCAAGAAAAACUUAAUCUAUACUAUGAUCAUUGUCAACUUCGAAAUGAAUUGAAAAUGUUAAAAAAUCCGAUUGAAGAACAAUUGGAUGAGAUUCGAAACAGAUUUAUAACGGUAAAUGAAAUAGUGGGCAAUUAUACAUAUAAUAAUGAUGCUUACGAAGAAAUCUUUACGGCCAUCCAAAAUCUCAAACCCGAAUCGAUUUACGAAAAAAUUUUACAACUAAUUCGAAAAUUUGAUUCGGAAAAAAUGCUUCUCGAACAUGAACUCGAGCUUCAAUUAGCUUAAUAUAAAGGCAAAUGUGGAUAUGGUAUCGUUUGUCAACAAUUUUUUUCAAACUUUGGCAAACUUUAAAUCAAGUGUUUAUUGACAACACAAUUAUCACAUAUCAUUUUACAACAUUCAUGUUUAUUUUCGAAAUAU
Messenger RNA from Dermatophagoides pteronyssinus (European house dust mite), 1285 nucleotides. RefSeq lists its product as uncharacterized. NCBI's taxonomy places the organism in Eukaryota, Metazoa, Arthropoda, Arachnida, Sarcoptiformes, Pyroglyphidae. The record is from RefSeq and is a predicted model, not a curated record.